AUGAAAGAAGUAUCAGCAGCUGACAAGGAAGAACUCCAGAGUAAACUUCACUCAGCAAAAAAGUUUAUUUUACGUUAUGUUCUUCUCAUGGUGUUUUUGAGUGUAACGUUUUAUUCGUUUUGUGCGGUAUACCACGUUCAUCAUAAAGACGAGCGCUACUAUUACCUGCGAAAGAUUCUUGGGCAUGGACUGUGCAUAUCGAGACUUACAGCAACCGUAAUAAAUUUCUCCAUCGUAAUCAUCAUCUUUCCUGUUUGCAAAACUUUCAACAAACUUCUUCAUAAAAUAUUUUGUAAGCUUUCAAUUCAUUUGUUGGCGCUUUACUUAGAAAAACUCAAGGUCAUUCAUCAAUGUCUCGCCUUAAUAUUAGUCUAUACAUCUGUUAUACAUUCAAUUAUUCACAUUGCUAAUGCAAAAAACUUCAUUCAAAAUUAUGACUCGAAGUUGCCUGAAAUAAGUUGGGCAAGAGACGAUGCAGACAAUAUUUUUCGUCUGAUUUUUUUGACACCAGUUGGAUUUUCCGGAUGGACAAUGGUUGCAUGCUUAAUCAUCAUUUGGACAUUUUCCACAAGACAAAUGCGUGAAUAUUUCUAUAACAGCUUUCUAGGCGUUCAUCAUUUAUUUUUGCUGCUACUUGUCAUGAUGUAUUAUCAUCCCGUUAGUAACAUCAUAAAGUAUCAAGAUAACGUCACAAGUUCACCACCAACUUGCGAUAUCGUACAGAAAUUGAAUACAUCACAUGCUGCGAUAUACAUGGAGAGUCACUGCACAGAAAAGCCAACAUUUGCAGUUGGAAGGAAGAAUUUUUGGAUAUGGCCAUCAAUUUCUCUUUCAAUCUAUUUAUUUGAUUUGGUUUUACGCUAUUUUAAACGCUUUUUCACCCGAAUCAUAAUGGUUUCCAUGCAUUUUCCAACUGAUGCUGCAAUUUUUCUAACGUUUAGAGCAUACAAAAAUAUUUCCAUCCGUCCAGGACAAUACGUUUUGUUACAAUGUGAAAACCUUUCUACUCUUGAAUGGCAUCCGUUUACAAUAACUGAUUUUGUUAUUGAACCAAAGCAAGCUACUUUUACCCUAGCGAUCGCAGUUCGAGGUGAUUGGACGAGUGAACUCUAUAAAAAAGCUCUCAACUUCAAACUUUAUUCAGAAAAGUCCUACAAAAGGAGAUCAAGGCAUCGUAGACGUAAAACUGUGGCUCCACGGAAACUUAUUUUUGUUCUAGAUGGACCGUUUCCAAGUCCGAUGGAGUCAAUAGUCACUCAUGAAAGGGUAGUACUAGUUGGAGUUGGAAUUGGCGUGACGCCGUUCAUCUCAACUUUCAAUUAUAUUAUGAAAACUACAAAGUCUUUGUCGCUGAAACGAAUUCAUUUUAUUUGGAUGUCUAAUGAUAUAAAACAAUUCACAUUAUUUGCUGAUACGCUAUGUGACUUGACUCAAAUGUUUUGGGAUGAAAAUCAACCCGACAGAUUUCAAAUAAGCUUUUAUCUUUCACAUAAGAAAGAGAAUUCUUCAGGAGUUAAUGAUGACGAAUCUUUAAGUAAUCCGGAAGAAUUGUUUGGUCGCCAUACAAACUUUAUAACGUCGAGAAUCUACAAUUGUGAACCAAAUUGGAAUUUUCUAUUCAAUUACUGGUCGUCAUUAUAUGGAAGAAAACGGAUCAACAUAUUUUCAUGUGGACCUAAAUCAUUAUACAAAGAUUUGAAAGAGGCUUGUAAUGACUACUGCAAGAAAGGCUUUAAUUAUCAUAUUCUUCACCAACCAUUGAGUUGAAUGUGAUUGCUUUAAAUUUUAUCAAAUAUGAUUAGCGUAUUUGUAAUAAAAAUAUUUUCUACAUGAAACUUAUAAUGAGU
Clunio marinus is the source of this 1847-nucleotide messenger RNA. Lineage: Eukaryota; Metazoa; Arthropoda; Insecta; Diptera; Chironomidae. The record is from the annotation of a GenBank genome assembly.